Messenger RNA from Styela clava, 2584 nucleotides. The record is from RefSeq and is a predicted model, not a curated record. Lineage: Eukaryota; Metazoa; Chordata; Ascidiacea; Stolidobranchia; Styelidae.
AAUUUCUGUUAGAUGUUCCUACAGUGACCCGUUUGCGUCCUCUAAUGCCUGAAGAAGCCACAGACGACAUCGGUGCUCUCGCUCAGUUCCAGUCUGAGUUUAAUUCUCGAUAUGGACAGGAAGCCCAUGUCACUCCUAGCUUUCUCAUCGACACGCUGGAUGCAGCUAUUCAGGAGGCUUUCGGUGGAUCAGCACGUAACCGUCGACUUCUAGCUGUCUAUCUCCACCAUGAUAAAAGUAUUCAGAGCAAUGUAUUUUGCAGCCAGCUCCUGUGUGCACCAUCUGUCGUGGAAUACAUGGCCAACCAUUGUGUGAUCUGGGCUUGGGAUGUCACUUCUGACUUCAAUAGAAAAAGAAUGCUGGACAUGUGCACUCGAAUGCUGGGGAGUGGGGUGGCGGACACGGUUAAGCGAGUUCCAAAGGAUGGAUUUCCAAUGCUCGUACUUGCUCAAGGUCGUGGAAGGUCAUGUGAUGUCAACAGUAUAAUACAAGGCAACACAUCUCUGGAUGAACUGAUGGUGAAACUCAUCAAAGCAGUGGAGGAUGCGGAGGCUCAGAAGCAGGAAGACAUCAGGAUGGAAGAGUUGAGUGAAGCAAGGGAGAGAAUCAAGAGAGAGCAGGAGGAAGCGUAUGAUGCUUCACUACAGCAGGACAAGGAAAAGCAAAUAAAAUUGGACGCUGAACGAGCUCAGUUGGAAAAACAGAAGCAAGAAGAGGAAAGAAAAGAGCAAGAGAAGAACGAACAGAUUGAGCGUUUAGGAGAGAUUGUGCCUCAAGAACCAUCACCUGAUUGCGAAUUUCCGGUCGCCAAAAUACGCUUCCGUCCACCGGGUGGGGGUGAUAUGGUGACCAGAACAUUUCUGGCGUCCGAGUCUCUGCAAGGACUUCUUAACUUCGUCGGUUCUCUGGGUUAUCUGAACGAUAAAUAUCGAGUUAUCACUUCGUAUCCAAAACGAGAUAUUUCGUCUCUGGACCCAAAAGUCUCUCUGAAAGAUCACAAACUUUUCCCGCAAGAAACUCUGAUUAUUGAAGAGAGAAUUGAAUGAUAGAUUUUAUGCAAGAACUUUACCCGAUGACAAGCAGGCCUGGGGAGCUGGUUUGAAAACAAAAUAACUCCUGGGUCCCAGUGUAUUCAAAUUAGGGUACUCCCGUAAUAUGUGUACCAGCUUAGGGUUAGGCCAUAAUUUUAUUCCGAUAUUCCUUAUUUCAGUUCUAGAAGGAGUUCAGGGACUGUCUGUGUUAGCCAAGUGGAUAUACCCCCUACCCAUAGAUUUCAGUCCCUGUACGCAACUUGAUGGGCUUUUAGGUCUUUUUGUAUGACCAUUACAAUGAACUGUCAAUUAAAUGCAGUCUUGCUGGAGCAGUAUUCAAAACGUUAUGAGGACGUUAUUAUUGUGUUAUUUAUAUUGAUAAACUGGAAAAGAAUGAAUAUUAUUACUAGUAUAAAGUGUUAGAAAAUUUUAAAUAUGAAAAAAAUAAUUAGAUGGGUACGAGCUUGAGCCACUAAAAUUUCUGGUAGCUCUCGCCCUAUCUAGUGGUUAGCUUCGUUCCAGCUCUAACAAAGUUUCAGCUCUCCAGCCCUGCGGUCAAAAAUAAUUUUUCCUUUUAAUAAUUUGGUCGUCUUCAGCAGAGACAAAUUUUUGUAUAUUGUGAUUUGACAAUGCAGAAAGAUCGUUUUAUUGGUUCCUAUUUUCUACACUCGUUAUUAAUUCACAUAUGUGGUCGAGAGUAUUCUUAAGACUCACCAUAUCAAACAUUUCUCUUGACAAAGCUCGCCCAUAAAUUUACUUGAAGAUGACUUUCGUUUACCUUUUGAGUAAGUGCACCCAGGGUUGGCCAAAUUGAAUCGAAUAUAAUUUGGCAUCCUUAGGCAUUGGUUCUCAAGAUUUCAUGAAUCGUUGGCCCAUUCUAAAGACUCUCAAGACUUGAUAUAGUCAUCAUGAAUGGCACCAGGGCCGCUACGUGGCCAUUUGAGAGGCUGAGGCAAAGUUCGAGAAACCCAGUCCUAAAACUUUAUGUUGUGUCCAAACAAUCUGCGUUAUGCACAACACAAUUAUCUUCAAUGUCUCUCAUAAUUCCAGUAGUUUCCUAUAAUUUUACUCAAGAGAUGAGUCUCAUUUACUUUUUGAGUAAAUGCGUGUUAGGUAGCUCUAUUCGGUGUCAGUGUCCCACCUAAUUCCAGUAGUUUCCCAUAAUUUCACUCAGAGAUGAAUCUUUUUCAAUCUCCCCAGUUUGGCAUCGCCCCAUUCAUUUUCAUGUUAAUGCCUAGUUUUGCUGCUAACAGAUUUUUGUAAUGCUGUUGAUAGUACUUUGUCAGGUUUGAGCUUUUUAUAUAGAACCUAAUUGCGUUGUGGGUACUGGGAAUUUUGUAGUGAGAAACGAUUUUAAAGCAGUUUCAUUUCAAUAUUUUUCUGAGUUCCAUUCUUCCUGACAUGCUUAGAAUAAUUUGGCAUCCUAGGGCAGUGGUUCUCCAAAUUUCAUAAAUUGUGGCCCCUUUCCAAAGACUUAAGAAUAAAACGAGAAUAUUGUUCGAAAGUUAGGGGAUCCCCCAAAACAGCCUUCGUACUCCAUAGUGACACCUUGU